AUGAAUGCCACGGAGACCCGCGUUUGGGAGUCAAUAGUUCCCCCUGCUAUACAUUUUACAUUAGGGAUCCUGGGUAAUGGAAUCGCAUUAACUGUGAUUUUUCUCUCUACACAUCAACACAAAUGGCGGCCUUUUUAUCGCUUGGUAGCAGCCCUGGCAUUCACUGACGGCGGAGGAAUACUUUUGGUGUAUCCGACAGUAAUGAUCCGGUACACUAGUAAUUUUUCCUACAAGUUUCCGGACGCUUUGUGUGGGUACAGUUCUUUCAUUUUCUCCUUCACCAUUUUGUGUUCUGCUAUGCUCAUUUUUGCCAUGUCCUUAGAUAGAUUCAUGGCAAUAGUUUUUCCAUUCAUUGUGAUAUUAGCCCACGCUGUAGGAGAGAUGUCGGGACAGGGUAAUAGGGAACUGCUUGUUCUCCGGCUAGCCGUUUCUAACUCCAUCGUAGAUCCCUGGAUUUAUAUACUGAUACGGAAAGAAACAUUGGAAGCUGUCAGACGAUUCUUGAAAUUUACCCAAGGGAACUUGUAUGGCCUCUGUCUAUCACCGAAGAAGAUUGCAGUGUCGAAGAAAUUAUCUUCCGAGUCACGAUCUCAAUGUAUAGCAGAGACGCCUGGAGCCAUCUCAUCCAAAACAGUAACGCAGACAAAUUUUUAA
This is a messenger RNA of Saccostrea echinata, 654 nucleotides long. RefSeq lists its product as uncharacterized. Gene Ontology annotation, biological process: inflammatory response; adenylate cyclase-activating G protein-coupled receptor signaling pathway; positive regulation of cytosolic calcium ion concentration. Gene Ontology annotation, molecular function: G protein-coupled receptor activity. Gene Ontology annotation, cellular component: plasma membrane. Bases 1 to 654 code for a protein of 217 amino acids. The transcript is spliced from 3 exons. The record is from RefSeq and is a predicted model, not a curated record. NCBI's taxonomy places the organism in Eukaryota, Metazoa, Mollusca, Bivalvia, Ostreida, Ostreidae.